AUGCAUUUCCUCACCACAGUUGUCACUGCACUCGCCGCAGGCCGCUUCACUUGGGCCAUGCCUACCCCUGAAAGCAACCCCAAGACGCCAACGGCUCGCGCUACCUUUUGUGAGAAGAUGGUCCCGCCUCCGUCGGAUGAGGAGACAGCGGCAAGGUUCGCCAAGUUUGCCGACGCCUUUAUUGUCAGGAAGGAUAUCGACGCUGCGUUCAGCUACAUUGCGCCCGAGUACAUUAAUCACAACCCGGCCGCUCAAAAUGGCGCCCAGUUCGCCUAUGACCUCCUGAAGCCCUUGUGGGCAAGCCAGCAGAUAACCGUGCUCGGCACCCUGUACAGGCACCCCCAAGGCUGGCUCAACUACCGCUCCUCCAUUGGCACCAUCGUGGACCGGUACAGAUGGGAGGGUGGAUGUAUCGUUGAGCAUUGGGAUGCCGGAGAGCAAAUGCCUACCGACGUGGCACCUGGUGAAAUCGCUGGAAGUGGACAACGAGUGAAGAGUGCAUGA
Messenger RNA from Pyricularia pennisetigena, 504 nucleotides. RefSeq lists its product as uncharacterized. The coding region runs from base 1 to 504 and encodes 167 amino acids. The record is from RefSeq and is a predicted model, not a curated record. Lineage: Eukaryota; Fungi; Ascomycota; Sordariomycetes; Magnaporthales; Pyriculariaceae. The transcript has 3 exons.